This is a messenger RNA of Micropterus salmoides (largemouth bass), 533 nucleotides long. RefSeq names its product mitochondrial contact site and cristae organizing system subunit 10 (gene micos10). Lineage: Eukaryota; Metazoa; Chordata; Actinopteri; Centrarchiformes; Centrarchidae. The transcript has 4 exons. The record is from RefSeq and is a predicted model, not a curated record. Gene Ontology annotation, cellular component: MICOS complex; mitochondrion; mitochondrial inner membrane. The coding region runs from base 91 to 315 and encodes 74 amino acids.
AAAUCGUAAUACCUACAUUUCCGACAGGACCUGAAAGCAGCACCGGGACUACAUUUGACACUUCUAGCCUGACACAAGCUAAGGUUCAGCAUGUCUGAGAAGGAGCUGGGGAAAAAGUGGGACCGGUGCCUGGCAGACAGUGCCAUUAAACUCGGUACUGGGCUGGGGUUAGGCAUCGUGUUUUCUGUUCUGUUCUUCAAACGGCACACCUGGCCGAUUUCAUUCGGUUCAGGAGCGGGACUUGGCAUGGCGUAUGCCAACUGUCAGAAUGACCUGAGGUCACAUUAUUUGCAGCAUAGAAGCGAAAAGGAGUAGUAGCUGCCAGUCAUCGAGGGACUGUCGUUUAUUUUAUUUUUUUGGAGUAUGUUCUUUUUGUUUUGUUGUCUGUGGGAGAGUCACCAUUUGCACUGUUCUGCAGUUAGAUCCUUGUCUCCCUGUCGAACGACCCAUCCCUACUUUGACUCUGUAUCAUUUGUAUGUGCCUGAUCAGGACAGUCUGUGUUUAUUUAAUAAAAUAUUCAUAACAACAGAAA